AAGAGAAGAUUUACAUCGAGAGUAACAUCACGAUCGUAAAUAAUGGAGCAGGAAGGAGCAAACGUGAGGCUCAAGCCGGAGUCAUCUUCGUCGGAGAACCUUGCUCUCUAUUACAUCACCGGCUAAUGUGGAGGAAUUUAAGGAAAUGUGCAAGCCGAAGAAAAUAUAUGUCCCAACGUCUGACUAAGAGCCGCUUGGUUGCUUAGCGUCAUACGGGGCUGGUCCAUGGCCCAGAUCUUCCAUGCCCUUCCAUGAUCAAGUAUAAAAACCUCUCGGCAAGUCUGUCGCCGGCUUGCAGUCGGCAUCGCCGGACGAUUCUCCUCGAAAGUCGAUCGAUUUGCGAAGAUUUGUUCUCGACGAUCACCCUCGAGAUGUUGCCCGAGAUCGCUGGACACCAGAAAUCGGCGGCACGCAACGUAUGCUAAGUCGGAUGUUGGUGUGCACGAUCGCCGCGUGUUUCCUCCUGAUAUUAGUCGUCAUCGGCAUCAUAUUGGUAUUAGUUUACAAACCGAUCUACGUUUGGGAGAUCGACGUGCCUCACUGAAGAACCCGAGAGCGAUUCUCCGCUCAAUGUGCUGCGAUCGUAAGCGGACGCGAUCAACUUAAUAUCGACUCGAAUGACAUUCGCCGAGAUUCUCAAUCCGCUAGUUUCUUGAUAAAUUAUCGACUGUGGCAAAAUGAGUGGGCAACUGAUCCUUCGCGCGCUUCUGAUACUUUCCAUGCUGGCUCUGACAAGAUGCGCGUUGCUGGAGAUGUCUCAGAUGCUGUGGAACAGGACGGUAUCCGGCGGUCUGACGAAGAUCGGCAAGCUGGACCCGCUAAGAGUGCCGGUAAUCAAAGUGGACCAAUCCGAGGAUGAUAUCAGCUACAGGAUAAUUCUGAGAAAUUUGGAAAUUGUCGGUCUCAACCGGUCAGCUUUGGAGAGCAUUCGCAUCGCUCGCGGACGACUGCGGUCCAACUUGAGCGAGCUUGAGACCGGAUACGUCAGCUAUAGUGAUCUUAGGGAUGUGGACACCAUCAGGUACAGGUUCCACACCAUGAUGAGGGAACCUGAUGCCCCGAAAGAGAGUUUUGAGGCCACAGUUGCGCCCAUAAAUCGAGCUAUCGGUAUCAGACCGUCCUCGCCUUAUCAGGAUGUUCGCUUCGACAGAUUGCGACAAGAUCAGCAGGGGUCCAGAAUAUUUGAUCAGCGUGAUCGACAGGCGUUUUCUCAUCCCCAUGCUACGUCCGGAGGCUUUUAUAAGAGCAACUUUCAAGCCUCGAGUGAUACUGUAGCGAAUCCCGGAAAUUUUGAAAGUCCCAAAAGACCAGUUUACGUUCAACCUGUUUACAUGCAGAUGGGAUCCUUCCAAGGAUAUCAAAGAGGUUCGCAAGGAGGCGAAGAUGUAAUCGAUUGCGAAGAUGAAGAUGUAAAAGGCUCAUCGUUCAGAGGAAGUCAGAGAGAUAGUCAGCGAUAUAAACAACGGCCAGGCGCCAAUGAUAGACGUUACGAGGAACGAAUUAGAGAUAUCGAGGUUUCUGCAUCGGAAGUAGUCGGGACUAGAUUGAAAAAUAAUGGUGAUGCAAGAGUGCCUGAGUUAUAUAAUAGGAAACAGUUUCCGCGAUCGGAUUUUGCAUCCAUUGCACCUUCGAGCAAUAUUAAAGUAUCGAAAAACAGAAUGAGAGAACGCUCGGGUUAUAUCGAUAUCGUUUAUGCGGAUGACAAAGUAAACGGAAGCGUGAAGCAUUUUGGCAAUCUAGGCAUCGAAUCUAAAGAGAAUCGACGAGUAUACAGUAUCGAGGAUAUCAUGAGGGAUAUUCGCGAGAAAACGAGAUUUAUCAUCCACAAUUUCACGGAAGGCGAAACCUUGAAGAAGAGAAAUGACAUGGUCAAAGACGCGAUGGAAGCAAAAAGAUUGAAGGAUUUAUUCAGGUACGCGAAAAACUAUCAAGAGCAGCAAGGAUACUUCGAGCAAGGCAUGCAAUUGAUUUAUCAUUAUGGAGGAAUGGACGCAAAGGAUGACGGCGCACCUCGAAACGAGCAGUUCAAUGACCCUAAGAGAACAAAGCGGGCGCAUCCUGAAGAGGCAGUCGAAGACGACGUGAUGCAUGUGAUCCUGAAAAUACGUGUCCCGCUGCUUCGCGUGAGGUCUCAGUACACACUUACAGGAAAAGUAGGGAAUGAGGUGUUACGUGGCAACGGUUUGCUUGUCGGAAACUUCACCGACGUAGUGGGCCACUUUGCGCUGGAGUUGAAGAAGGUCGACAAGGAGCUGAUCGUUCGUGCUGCAAGGGCGAAACUAUCCGCUGAAGACAAGAAGAUCAAUCUUCGAGGAAUGGAUGAGAUGGGACCAGUGCAAGUUAUUCUCAAACAUGGUUUAACGGCUGUGGAGGCAGUCGCCGCGAUGCUCGCCGACGACUUCGCGACCAAGGGACUCAGCGAGAAAACUGCCGACGCGCUCAUCUACAGGAUGUAUAAGGAUUUACCAGUCAAUUAAUCAAGCCGUUUGGUUAAUCGAGUGUUUGGGAGAACUCCGCCGACGUAUUUGCCAAUUUAGCGUAUGCAUUCCUUAUUAUGCAUGUUUAAUUAUUUUAUUUCUCAACAUCUACAAGUUUCUUCUCGGAUAUUCGUUUAUUUACUGUGGAUAUUCGCUUAUUAUUACUUUAAGACGUUUAUUUAUUAUUAUGCGCGUGUUGCGUCUAUGAGCUUGCAUGCAUUUAUUACUUUCUCUGCAUAAAUCUUUCUUAUUUAUUUAUUUAAUUGUAUUUAUGUGUUAUUCAUAUAAAAAUACAUUAGUUUAGAAUUACAUUAGAAUUAAAAUUACAGAUAUUUUAAAGUUUGUCGGAUUAACCAGAAAACAUGUCAAAAUAAAAUUAUUUUAAGCAGCAAAGAAGAAAGUGUGUUUUAAUAUCUUUCCUUAUUUUUAUAAUUUACGUUUAUGGAAGAUAUUUGUCACUUUUUACGUAAUCGCAUUUAGGACAUUUCAGUAAUCGUACAUCAUUCUUCUAUCUGUUAAUUGUUAAGAAAGUUAUAUAUUCCGGAAGCCUACAUAAAAAAUCGCUUUUGUAUUAUACCUCAAAUACACAUCUUUCAUUUAUAAACUACUACAGAAACGCACUUAUGUAUACAACAAUCAAAGGAUUCAAGUUUAAUUUGGGAGUCUGCUUUUUGUCGAUGUAAAUCUUAAAAUCCAGUUUCUAUUAUUGUAUUAUAAUAUCAUUUACUAUAACAUCAUGUUUUAAGUUUCAUUACAUGUGAGAAAAAUUGUAAAAGAUCGGUGAUAAAAAUGAAAUAAUAUUGCCAUUUAACUUAAUAACAGUUUGCAUCUACGCUAUUUUU
Ooceraea biroi (clonal raider ant) is the source of this 3319-nucleotide messenger RNA. RefSeq lists its product as uncharacterized. Lineage: Eukaryota; Metazoa; Arthropoda; Insecta; Hymenoptera; Formicidae. The record is from RefSeq and is a predicted model, not a curated record.